Vespa velutina is the source of this 5929-nucleotide messenger RNA. Its product is annotated as SET and MYND domain-containing protein 4-like. The record is from RefSeq and is a predicted model, not a curated record. Gene Ontology annotation, molecular function: protein binding. The transcript has 4 exons. Bases 190 to 2214 code for a protein of 674 amino acids. NCBI's taxonomy places the organism in Eukaryota, Metazoa, Arthropoda, Insecta, Hymenoptera, Vespidae.
AAAUUUCUUUGAUGUUGUACAUUAUGUUUGGCAUUCGCCGGACGGUUUAUACGAGGCAGAUAUUUUAACAGCAACUUUGGUAUCUAAUUUUAGAAAUCGUCACAUUAGUAAACCGCCUUCGAGAGAAUAUACAAGUACGACAAUCGUCGUGAUACAAAUUGAGGGAUCACUAACAAAUAAUAUUUAAAAAUGACUAUGGCAAAUCAUGGCAGUAUAUUUAUCGAUUUUUAUCGGCAAGCAUAUGAUACUGUAAUGAUGGAACCAUUUAUAAGCCGUUUUAAAGAAUUUUCAUUAAAGGGAGAUAGACAAGGGAUGAUUCGUGUUAUAAUCGAAUUACCAUGUGUAUUGAAUACAAAAAUAACUAAGUCAUAUAAGGGUAAGAAUGAUCAGCAAGCGGCAUUGCUUUAUCAGAAAUCACUUGAUAUAAUGAAAGAAGGGAAAAAUAAAAUGGAUGAGGAAAGUAAAGCAUGUAAUAUUCUUACUGAAGCACUGUUUGCAGCCAGUGCAUGUAGUUUAAUAUUUAUGAAUGCUCUUUUAGAGCGCGCAAAGCAUUGGUAUAAAUUGGGAGCUUGGUUAAGGUGUCUUAAAGAUUGCGAAUGCAUGUUAGCACUUCCUUUGAGCUUUUAUGAUGAGGAUGCAGAAAAUAAAAAUAUUUACUUAGUAUAUAAAAAGGAAUGUUUUCAUCUUAAACAUGAGUGCUCUAGAAAGCUGGAAAUAACUAUUCGACGAAAAAAGAAAACACGUGGAAAUAGCAGUGGUAUGCAUUGUUCUUCUGCCGAAAUAACAACAGUAAAAAAUGUCGUAUCAACACCUACUGUGCAUGGAAAGUUAAACAGCAGUUUGAAAAGUUGUUCCGAUGCGGUAGCAUUUCAAUUUGACAAUAACAGAGGCAGGCAUCUUGUAGCAACCAGAGAUAUUUGCGCAGGAAGUAUUCUAAUCGUCGAUCAGCCCUUCUCCUCCAGCAUAGAUAAAGAGGCACUUGAUAGGAAUUGCUUGCAUUGUUACAGUUCCCUUAAAUUGGAAGACAAUGUUAGAAUUCCUUGCCGUAUGUGUCAAACAGUUUCUUAUUGCACAGAAACUUGUCGCAAGGAGUCAUGGGAGAUGUAUCAUAAAUAUGAAUGCAUGAUAUUAAAUCUUUUCUUAGAAGAAGGAUUUAAUCAAAGAAAAAAUAAAUUAUCCCAUCUUUUGUUGGCUUAUAGAACUACCUUGAUUGCAGUUUUAUAUCCAAAUGAGAAAAAAUAUAAUGAUACGGAAACAAAGCACAAACCAUCCAAUCUUAAUACAGAAUUUUUCAAGCAACAUCAGUCGAAAGAAAAACACACUGUUAUAUCAAAUACAAAUAAAAUAUAUGAUCCAUUAGAUUACACAACUGUUUUACAAUUAGAAACAAAUUGUACGAAUGUAGAUCCUAAUGUAAAUGCUAUUUGUAGUAUAGAAGCAGUGUUUAUAGCCAAAUGUUUAAUUUUUUCCUUGGAUGAAAUUGGAAUUGAUUCAUUGGAUAAUGAAAAAUUCAUUACUUUAGCGACGGCUACGUUGCAACAUUUGCAAGCUAUUAAUUGUAAUGCUUAUGAAAUUAUUGAAAACAUAUACAAUGGAAUAACGCACGUUUGGGAACCAAGAAAUGUAGGAUGUGCUAUUUACACCACAGUCAGUCUUACAAAUCAUAGCUGUUAUCCUAAUAUAGUUCGACAUUCUUAUCCAUCUGGAAAAGUUGUUGUAAGAGCAUUACGUUGCAUUGGUAAAGGUAAUGAGAUACUUGAUUGUUACGGUCCACAAUUUCUUAAUGAAGAGAAGUUGGCAAGGCGCGAGUAUUUGUGGAAAAAAUAUAAUUUUGUUUGCGAAUGCGAUGCUUGCAAAUAUAAUUGGCAAUUCCCAUUGCAAGAUACUCUUAAUUAUAAAUGCAAAACAUGUUUUAAAACUGGUUAUUCAUUUAACGAGAUAAAAAACAGCAUGCAUAAAAUUAAACAUUGUUCGCAAUGUAAUGAAAAAUUAGACUAUGGGAAAUUAAAUAAGCAACUUAGCAGAUCUAUCGAAAGGAGAGUAAAUGCAAUUUCUAAAAUGUAUCAAGGUUGCUAUAAAGAAGCAUUAAAUCAAUUAUUAGAUCAUAUAGACUUAGUUGAAAGAUUUUUGGAAGAACCUAACAUAGAGUCUAUCAAAACACAGCAAUGCCUCAUUCAAUGUUAUAAUUUCUUUGGUUGCAUUUCUAUAAAUUAAUAUAGAACUAAUUCUUGUAUGAUUUUUCUUUUUCUUUUUCUUUUUUUUUUUUUACAUAUCAUAUUCAAUCUUAAAAUCUAGAUAUUAUCUACAAGACAAUUGUUGAUUUUGUGAAAUAAGUUUCUUAAUAUUUUCUCUAUUUUAUCUUUAUCCGAUUGUUCAUAUUAUAUGUCUCAUAAAUAAUGAUAAAAUAUGUAAAGAAAUAAAAAGGUGUAAUCUAAAGGAAGAAAGAAAAGAAAAAAAAAAAAAAAAAAAAAAAAAAAAAAAAAAAAAGAGAAAAAAAAUAUACAGUUAAAGAUAAAUAAAUAAAUGGAGAAAUUAUCAUUCAUUUACAAUCAUCUUAAAAAAGAAAAACUGUUCUAAAAGAAAAAUUUCAAAUUUUAUACCAUAUAGCCUCAUGUAUUUCCGGCGAUUUAAUAUUCAAUUGUUGUUGUGCAAUCAUUGUGUGAUAAUACUGUACUAAAUUACUAAAAAAAUGGAAAAACGCAUAACUUUCGUUUGUUAGUACAUGCUUGACAUCUCAUAACAUUGAUAAUAUUAAAUGCAAUAUUUCCAUUUUAUGGUAUUUAAACAAUCCCAGAUGUAUAUACAACAAAGUAGUGCAUGAUUUAUCCUUAUCAUACAUUAAAACUUAGUGUAAUUGCCUGGGAUGACAAAAAUUAUUACUUCAUUGUUCUAAAAGUUUCGUUUGCAUGAAGAAUAAAAAUUUUGUACAGUGUUUCAGCAUAUACAUAAUUGCAUUCAUUGACUUAUCUAUCCAAACACAAUAAUAAUACCUAUUUUAAUCUAUGAUCUGAUGCUAUUGUGGUUUUUAUUAAUUGAAUUAUUACCACAUGUGCGUUUCACGAAUUUCGCUGAUAAUAUGACCCGCUUGAGUCAAUGCCUAUAAAGAAAAUAGAGAAAUUUAAUAUAAUUAAUAAAAAUAAAUUAUCAAAUAGAGAUCGUCAUUAUAAUGAUACAACAUUAGUAUUAGACAUAUAAUUAAUGAAUAUACCUUUAACAUGUCACUUGCUUCUUUUCGUCUAAUAGCAAUAUGUUCACUUUCAUUCAACAAGGCUUCAGCCUGAUCGGAUUUAUAUAAAUGAGUUACAAGUUCACUUUGUAAAUUAUCCUUUACAUAGUUGACUAGGAAAUGCAUUACUGCUUUGGGUACGCUGUCUUGUAUAGAUUUACGUACGAUAUAAAAGUAUGAUUUGAUAAGUCGCUCUAAAGAAUAUAAUAAUACAUUUUAAAAUAUCGAAUUAAAUCAAUAUAUAUAUAUAUAUAUAUAUCAAAAGACUUUUUAUAAUUACCGAUAACAUCACAGUCUCGUUGCUCCCGUUCACUUAAUUUACGUUGAAUUUGCAUUGGCACUUCAGGAAGUAAAUUAACCGGCUUUUGUUGUGGCGAUGAUCUUUGUAUCUCGAGCAUUACAUUUGGCUGAGGAGAAAUAUUUCCUGAAUUUCUACUCGGAGAUCCUUCAGCAGAAGUAAUAGAUUCUGUUCUUUCUUGCGGUAAUAUAUUACUCAGUAACCAAUGAUUUUGUUGCGCAUGCAUCUUUUUAUUCUGCUCAGAAAAAGAUGUCAACUCAUCUUGACUGUUGGUCAAUUUUGCAUUCUGUUAUAGACAUGGUGAAGGAUUAGUAUGGGGGUGGAUUAAUAUAAAAACAAAAAAAAAAAGAAAAAAAAAAAAAUAAAAAAAAGAAAAUGGAAUGACAAAGAAAAAGAUGCAUAAUUAAGUAUACGUUUUGUUAUUAAAAUUUCAUAUUUCAAAAUUAAUUAAUUAAACAAUCAAACGUAUGAUUAGACGUAUUAUUACAACAAUAUAAAACUAAUUACAUAAAAUCAUGAUUUAUUUAAAUUUUACUUACAGUUUCUGUAGGUAUCGCAACAGCAGAUGUAGAGUUGUUACUAAUAGAAGGUAAUUUUCUAUUAUGUUUAAUAUUAUCUAGAUCUGCAUUUUUUAAUAACGAAGACACAAAUGCUGCAUCCUUAUGAAAAUCUGGAUGUUUAGUAUUAAUAUAUGCUAAUUCUAUAGCAACCAAAUUUUCUACCUUUAUAAAAAUAAAUUCAAAGAGAAAUAUAUACAAAUAAUAUUCUGGAUAGAAGAAGAAGAAGAAAAAAAAAAAAAAAAAAAAAAAAAGAAAAGAAAAAAUUAAGAAAUGAAAAUUAUACCAUCUGAUUAGUAGUAGGGAGACGUCUUCGUAAUAAAUGUGUAACAACGUCAACAAUUCUUUCAUGUAAUUUAGGAAAUCGUAACAUUUCUUGUUGUACUUCGGUACCACAAUGUUGUACAAUGCUUUGCAUUUCUUCAUGUACAAGUUCUACACAUCGUAAAGAGGGUUCUUCCAGCCUUCUUAUUUGUCUUUUAACUAAUAAUUCAAAGGACACCUCGGGUACAAAAAGUGCUGGUCUUGGGCCGGUUGCAUUUCGUAUGGCAGUUAAAAUAUCGAACUUAGUUAAACCAGCAAGUGGAUGGAUAGAGUCAAGGGUUUUGCCAAAUGUUUCAUGAAAUAUAUAACAUAUCCGUGCACCGCCACAUAACUCGGUAGUUUCAAUAUUUCUAGCAGUUCCCUCGAUGGUAGAACAAUAACUGCUUGCAAAUUUUGUAAUAAUUUGCAAUAAAGUUUGACUUUUAUCCCCGACAUCUUCACCAUAAGAAGAGAGUAAUGUUUGAAAUUGUGAUACCAUAACGUUAACUCUUGUCUAAUUUAAAAGCAACAAAUUAAAUUAACAAUUAUUAGCAAUUUUAUAUGAAUAGCAAUAAUAUAUAGAAUUUAAUUGACAUUAUUACCUUCAAUUCUGGCAAACAAUCACGUAUAUGAUGCAUUAAUAAUCGAUUCAACAUUUUAGCUAAAUAAGGUGUACCAUUUCUAUUUGCUAACGUUGGAUAUUUGCGUUGUAAAAAUAUAGCUUCGUCCUUUAAUGCAUCUUGAAUACUUUUAUUACUUAUUAUGUCCUGUUGCGAACGAUUAACUACACCAAUGAUUCCUAAUUUAACAGGAAUUACUCUACCGCACAAUAUAUCUAUCGCGUCUGUUCCUAUUAUUAUCAAAAGAAAUGAAAUAAAAGUAUUAAUGAUCCUUUAAUAUAUAGAAUAACAUUCUAUUAAAAUAAAUAUACCUGCAUCCAUAAGAUCUAAUUUUGUAACAACAGCAAGAGUACGCCUGCCAUCCGGAUCUACAUCUUUACUAAGUUUCAAACUUUCACUUGUGGCCAUAUCUGUAUUAGCAGUGACAACUGCUAAAAUGAUGGAAUUAGGAUUACAUAUGUAUUCCAAUACAAGUUGACGAAUUUGAUUUUCAAUAUCUUCAGGUUGAUCUCCUACUGGCACUUUUGUAAUACCAGGCAAAUCUAUAAGCGUCAAAUUAACGACUGAAGUUGAAAAGAUUUUAAGAUUGAUUGGUUCAGGACAAAUUCCUUUAUUUGAUCCAGCUGUACGAUCUGUCUCUGCUUCAAUUUCACUACGUAUAUCAUCAAAAUUUCUAAAGAUCUUAUUUUUUUUAUGUAGGAAUGUACCCCACUCUUCCAAAUCCAUUGUUCCAUUUUCUGCACUACGGUGUUCUUUAUCUUCCUUUGGUGUAUAUAUAAGUUGUAGUAUCAAUGGUCGACGAGUUACUAUACCUGUUCCUCUAGGAAGGAACGAACGGCCUACUAUAUUUUCUAUUACAGAUGACUUGCCAGAACUCUAAAAACAAAUUGGAAAUAAUAUAUUUGUAUUGAAUGAAUUCAAUACA